Messenger RNA from Manacus vitellinus (golden-collared manakin), 477 nucleotides. It is a transcript of the gene MRI1, whose product is annotated as methylthioribose-1-phosphate isomerase 1. The record is from RefSeq and is a predicted model, not a curated record. Lineage: Eukaryota; Metazoa; Chordata; Aves; Passeriformes; Pipridae. Gene Ontology annotation, molecular function: S-methyl-5-thioribose-1-phosphate isomerase activity.
AUGGCGCUCGAGUCGCUCCGGUACCAGCGCGGGUCCCUCGAGGUCCUGAACCAGCGGCUGCUGCGGGGCAGCUUCCGCUAUGAGCGUGGGGGACGUGAGCGGGCCUGGGGGCCAUUCCGGGACAUGGAGGUUCGGGGGGCUCCUGCCAUCGCCCUGGUGGGCUGCCUGAGCCUGGCGGUGGAGCUGGCGGGGGGCUCGGGCCCCACGGAGGAUUUGGGGGCGCUGGAGGAGUUCGUGGGGCAGAGGUUGGGGUCCUGCUGGGGCCCGGCCCACGGCCAGUCACAUUGGCCCGUCGAGGCCCAGCGGCUCCGGCCUUCUCCGCACCAGGUCGAGACCCCCGGCGGUCACCCCCAGCAGCUCAAGCGCAGCAUCAUCGAGUACAUCGAGGGGCUCCUGGAGAAGGACCGGGGGGACAACCGGAGCAUCGGGGAACACGGGGCCCGGCACAUCCUCCAGGGGGUCCCGGGGGGGGGCCCC